GACAAUGCUUCCCGGGCAACACAAUCACAAGCAACACAGCGUCUUCUCCGGCGAAGACGAGGUCCCCGAUAUCUAACGUCACCAGGACGUGGGUUUUCUAACUCACGAUCUCGGGGGCGUCCGGACUGAUUCACUCAGGUCACGGUUACACCUUCCCGAAUGGCCCUCUAAGCCAAGGUCCGAGUCUCAUAGGAAACGCCCUUAGAGAGCCGUUCCAUCCUCUAUCUUUAUUUCAGCCUUCGGGUCUCAUCAGGCGAUGCUUCUGCGCUCGCCCAAACCGUAGUGGUCCCACAUGGAGCCAUCGGCACUUACUUAACACGAAAAAAAAAUAAUUCAUGUCUCAGUCCACAUUACCUACCGUCGCUUGUAAUUGAAAUUUUAGUUUUAAAAUAUGUAAAUGGCCUUAAAUAAAAAAGCUACUUUGAUUACAGUUGCAUGGCCUAUACUCUCACGAGGUGCAAGACGCUUUGUAAAACUUGACCUACCGGCCUCUGCUACUGUAUUACAAAAUAAUUCAAACGGGACAGUUGUCCUUCUCGGUACUGUACAUUUCAGUAAACAAUCUGUAGAGGAUGUCAGCCAGAUAGUCAAACAACUAAAUCCAAAUGGAAUCCUAAUAGAACUGUGCCGACAAAGAGUUUCUUUAUUAGAGUUAGAUGACGAGAAAUUCUUAGAAGAUGCUAAAAAUUUCGACGUAAAGAAAAUUAAACAUGCAGUUAAGGGACAGGGGUUGGUUUCUGGAAUGCUCCACGCGAUGUUGCUUAAGACCUAUGCGGAUAUAGCGAAGGAAUUAGGGGUCGCCCCGGGGGGAGAGUUUCGAAGAGCUUAUCAAGAGAUGAAGAAAAUACCUGGUUGCAAGUUAUUUCUCGGUGAUCGCCCUAUUCAGAUAACAAUAGCAAGAGCAUUCCAAUCCUUGACUGUUGUGGAACUUGGUCAAGUCCUUUAUCAUCUUACUAGAUCAAAUCCCAAACCGUUAAACAAAAAACAAUUGGAGAAAUAUAAAAAUAAAGACUACGUUCAGGCUCAAUUUGAAGAGAUAACAAGAGAAGUGCCGGCGUUUAAGAAAAUAUUCCACGUGUUUGUUGAUGAGCGUGAUAGGUGUCUCGCGUUUUCUUUGCAAGAGUGUGUUCGUACAGUUGAAGAGCCACGAGUAUUAGCGGUUGUAGGCAUGGGCCAUGUGGAUGGAAUUGUAAAAUAUUUUGGCAAAAUGAAACAAGAGGAUAUUGUGCCAUUGUUAGUAGUUCCUCCGCGUCCUUUUUAUAUAGUUUUACUCGCUAAAGGAAUAAAAUACACAUUUUACUUUUUAAUUUUUUCUUUUGUUUACCGACUUGUAUUUGGUUAGUUAAUUAAAGUGUUUAGCAUUCAUAUUUUAAUGAUUUUUAUUAAAAUACUUGGAAAAUUUGGAGUCUUAACCUUUGAUAUUGCUAUCUGGCUUCUACAUCAUAUAGCCACUUCCAAACUCUAGUUGCCUUACCAGGUACUGUUAGUUACUGUACUUACUUAACUAAGGUUACUAGUUAACUAAGUUAUAAGUAAUAUAAUUGAUAACGCCUUACACAAAAAUAAGACCACCAUUACCAAAUGACAAUGAGCGCCAAAUGACAAUGACAAUGAGCUGGGGGACUUCUUUCAUGAAAAGG
Molecule: messenger RNA, 1640 nt
Organism: Bicyclus anynana (squinting bush brown)
Lineage: Eukaryota; Metazoa; Arthropoda; Insecta; Lepidoptera; Nymphalidae
Product: traB domain-containing protein-like
Exons: 7
Coding region: 398-1342 (314 amino acids)
Source: RefSeq, a predicted model, not a curated record